Messenger RNA from Euleptes europaea (tarantolino), 2919 nucleotides. RefSeq names its product DEAD-box helicase 42 (gene DDX42). Bases 130 to 2919 code for a protein of 929 amino acids. Lineage: Eukaryota; Metazoa; Chordata; Lepidosauria; Squamata; Sphaerodactylidae. The record is from RefSeq and is a predicted model, not a curated record. Gene Ontology annotation, molecular function: RNA helicase activity; ATP binding; RNA binding. The transcript is spliced from 18 exons.
UGCAAGACACAGGAUACUUUCUUCUCUCCUUCAGACUAUUCUCCGUUCAUCUUGGGAGAACUUUGUAAUUACAAUCUCAACACACGAAUUAUUUCCACAAUCAACACUAUCAAACCAUCCACUGAAAAUAUGUCUGACGCCAUGAACUGGAAUAAAGGUGGCCCCGGUACCAAAAGAGGAUUUGGUUUUGGCGGCUUCCAGAUAUCGUCUGGAAAGAAGGAAGAGCCAAAACUCCCUCAACAGUCCCAUAGUGCUUUUGGGGCCCCUGGUUCUGCGGCUGGAUUUGGGAAGACGGCACCACCUCAGCUACCUUCUUUUUACAAAAUUGGAUCCAAACGGGCAAACUUUGACGAGGAGAAUGCGUAUUUUGAGGAAGAAGAGGAAGAUUCCAAUAAUGUUGACUUGCCGUACAUUCCCGCUGAGAACUCUCCCACUCGGCAGCAAUUCCAUUCCAAACCACCUGACUCGGACAGUGAGGAUGACCCCUUGGAGGCAUUCAUGGCUGAAGUCGAGGAUCAGGCUGCUAGAGACAUGAAGAGGCUGGAAGAUAAAGACAAAGAAAGGAAAAAUACAAAGGGUAUACGCGAUGAUAUUGAAGAGGAAGAUGACCAAGAGGCUUACUUCCGUUACAUGGCAGAAAACCCCAAUGCUGGUGUGGUCCCAGAAGAAGAGGAGGAUAACCUGGAGUAUGACAGUGAUGGAAAUCCAAUUGCUCCAUCCAAAAAAAUCAUCGACCCUCUUCCUCCAAUUGAUCAUUCAGAGAUUGAAUACCCACCAUUUGAGAAGAACUUCUACGACGAACAUGAAGAAAUCACCAGCCUCACUCCACAACAAGUGGUGGAGCUACGCCAUAAGCUAAACCUGCGGGUCUCUGGAGCUGCUCCACCGAGGCCAGGAAGCAGUUUUGCUCAUUUUGGUUUUGAUGAGCAACUCAUGCAUCAGAUCAGGAAAUCGGAGUAUACACAGCCAACCCCUAUCCAGUGCCAAGGUGUUCCAGUAGCACUGAGUGGCAGAGACAUGAUUGGCAUAGCGAAGACUGGCAGCGGGAAAACAGCGGCCUUCAUUUGGCCCAUGUUGAUUCAUAUCAUGGAUCAGAAGGAGCUGGAACCGGGGGAUGGUCCCAUCGCGGUGAUUGUGUGUCCAACGAGAGAGCUGUGCCAGCAGAUCCAUGCUGAAUGCAAACGUUUCGGGAAAGCCUACAAUCUGCGCUCCGUGGCAGUAUAUGGUGGAGGAAGCAUGUGGGAGCAAGCAAAGGCUCUGCAAGAAGGAGCAGAAAUUGUCGUCUGCACCCCGGGCCGGCUGAUUGACCACGUGAAGAAGAAAGCUACCAACCUCCAGAGGGUCACUUACCUUGUGUUUGAUGAGGCCGACAGAAUGUUUGACAUGGGUUUUGAAUACCAAGUCCGCUCAGUUGCCAGCCACGUGCGUCCUGAAAGGCAGACUCUGUUGUUCAGUGCGACUUUUCGGAAGAAGAUUGAGAAACUGGCCAGGGACAUCCUGAUUGAUCCUAUUCGGGUGGUGCAAGGAGACAUCGGAGAGGCAAACGAAGAUAUCACUCAGAUUGUGGAGAUCCUCUCUGGCCCCAACAAGUGGAAUUGGCUGACCAGCCGCCUUGUAGAAUUCACCUCUUCAGGGAGUGUCCUCCUGUUUGUCACCAAGAAGGCAAACGCCGAGGAGCUAGCCAAUAACCUCAGGCAAGAGGGGCACAGUUUGGGGCUACUGCACGGCGACAUGGACCAGAGCGAAAGGAACAAGGUCAUCUCCGAUUUCAAGAAGAGCACCUUCCCAGUUCUGGUUGCUACCGAUGUGGCAGCUCGUGGUUUGGAUAUUCCCUCCAUUAAGACGGUGAUCAACUACGACGUAGCCCGUGACAUCGACACCCACACCCACCGCAUUGGUCGCACGGGAAGAGCCGGCGAGAAGGGCGUGGCCUACACCAUGCUAACACCCAAGGACAGCAACUUUGCUGGAGACCUCGUUCGGAAUUUGGAAGGAGCCAACCAGCAUGUUUCGAAAGAACUCUUGGACUUAGCCAUGCAGAACGCCUGGUUCCGAAAAUCCCGUUUCAAAGGAGGGAAGGGCAAGAAGCUCAACAUCGGUGGCGGAGGCCUGGGGUACCGCGAACGCCCCGGCCUGGGUUCUGACGGUUCUGAUCGUGGGAGUAACAGCGUGAUGAGCAAUUACGAGGCAUACAAACCUUCAACUGGAGCCAUGGGAGACAGGCUGUCUGCCAUGAAGGCGGCAUUUCAGUCCCAAUAUAAGAGUCACUUUGUUGCCGCCAGCUUUAGCAACCAGAAGUCCGGCAGCUCUGCCGCAGGGGCCAGUGGCUGGACCAGCGCCGGCAGCUUGAACUCUGUGCCGACAAAUUCAGCACAGCAGAACUUGGCAAAAUCCGACAACCCGAUGAGCGCAGCAAAGGGGCUGCCAGGCUUCGUGAGCUCUGGAACCCUAAACAGCAUCCCUCCCUUCCAAGCCCCCGCAGUUCAAGCCUUCAACAAUGUGAAUGCCAGCAACAGCCUCCGGGAAGGGAGCGGCGGUGGCCGGGAAGGGAGCAGUGGAGGCCGGGAACGGUACAGUGACAACCGGGGCAGCGGUCGCCAUGGGGACGGCCAGCGCCACGGAGACGGCAGCGGUCGCCACGGCGACAGCCAGCGCCAUGGAGAGGGCUAUCGCCACGGAGAGAACCGCCACGGGGACAGCCACCGUCACAGCGAAAGCCGACAUUCCGGCGGCGGAAGCAGCAGCCGCCACGGGGACAGCCGGAAUAACGGGGACAGCCGGAACAGCGGCGAGAACAGAAAUAGCGAGAACCGGAACAGCGAGAACAGGAAAGACGGCAACAGCAGGGACAACAGCAAGACAGACGGUUUUGCUGUCCCGGAACCCCCAAAGCGCAAGAAGAGUCGGUGGGACAGCUAA